Messenger RNA from Triticum aestivum (bread wheat), 1324 nucleotides. Its product is annotated as acetylserotonin O-methyltransferase 1. The transcript has 2 exons. The record is from RefSeq and is a predicted model, not a curated record. Gene Ontology annotation, molecular function: O-methyltransferase activity; protein dimerization activity. The coding region runs from base 16 to 1095 and encodes 359 amino acids. Lineage: Eukaryota; Viridiplantae; Streptophyta; Magnoliopsida; Poales; Poaceae.
ACAAGCUCAAUAAAAAUGGCACCCACUCAAGACAAGCACAGCUCUCAGGAAUUGCUCCAGGCUCAAGUUGAUCUUUGGCACCACGCAUUGGGAUUUGUCAAGUCCAUGGCACUAAAAUGUGCAAUGGAAUUGCAAAUCCCUAACACCAUCCAGAACCAUGGUGGGUCUAUGAGCCCUUCAGAGUUGGCCACAAAGAUUGGGCUCCAUCCAUCUAAGCUUCCUCGCUUACGGCGACUCAUGCGUGUGCUCACUAUGUCAGGCAUCUUUGUUGUUCAUGAGGUAGCCUUGCCAAACAAGGAGGUUGCUUAUGGGCUUACCCCAACCACACGCCUACUUGCUAUCGAUGAAGUUAGAUCAAGCUUAUCUCCCUUUCUAUCUUUGUUACUUGAUUCAACUGUCACUGCCCCCUUUUUCGCCAUGCACUCAUGGUUUCUAGAUGAGCAUUCCACUUCCCUGUUCGAGAAAGCUCACGGCCUUAACGUUUGGGAGAUGGCUGGCCAGAACAGUACUUACAACCAGCUAAUCAAUGACGCGAUGGUUUCUGAUAGUAACUUUCUCAUGGAUAUCAUCUUGAGGGAGUGUGGUGGUGUAUUUCUUGGCAUAAAGUCGCUUAUUGAUGUCGCCGGAGGACAUGGUGGAUCUGCCAGGGCAAUUGCUAAGGCGUUCCCACAAAUGAAAUGCACUGUGUUGGAUCUCCCUCAUGUGGUUGAAGAAGCUCCUACUGACGACCAUGUGUCGUUUAUUUCUGGCAAUAUGUUUAAGCACAUUCCGCCAGCGGAUGCUCUUUUCCUGAAGUGGGUUUUCCAUGACUGGGGCGAUGAAGACUGUGUCAAGAUACUGAAAAAAUGCAAGGAAGCUAUACCUCCCAGAGAAGUUGGUGGAAAGGUGAUAAUCGUAGAUAUGGUGGUUGGAUCUGGGCCAGAUGAGAUUGUAACAAGAGAGACACAAGCUUUGUUUGAUCUCCUUAUCAUGUCUUUUGAGGGGAUUGAGCGAGAGGAACAUGAGUGGAAAAAGAUAUUCAUGGAAGCUGGGUUCAGCGACUACAAAAUUAUAUCAGUGCUGGGAGUUAGAUCUGUUAUUGAACUCUACCCUUGAACACUCCAUGAAAAAUUACGUGCUAAUCGGUGUUGUGUGUAAAUAAAGGGGGCAUGAACAGAAUGUGUGCUUUCUGGUUGCAUGCCUUUGGUCCAGUGUAAGAAUCUCUUUGCAAGGUGUGAAGUGCUGUGGUCAAUGAAUUACCUCUCUUACCACAACCCAAGUAUAUAUGUGUAGCAGCCUACUAGAAUUUGUUCCAGUACUGUUCAUGUAUAGACUACCAUCUGCA